Messenger RNA from Podarcis lilfordi (Lilford's wall lizard), 30229 nucleotides. The record is from the annotation of a GenBank genome assembly. Lineage: Eukaryota; Metazoa; Chordata; Lepidosauria; Squamata; Lacertidae.
GCCUCAAGAGAGGAGCCGUUGGCUCGUCGUCACUUCCGGUUCGCCAAGCAGCUGAAAUAGGCGAGAGCGUCGGGCUGCCCUGAAACGUUGCGUUCUUCCGCCCUCCCUUCCUCUCGUCGCAGAAAGACCAAGAGAGAAAGGCGGAGGGAGUAGAGGAGAGAAGACGGAGUGGGCGGUGCCUGAGCCUCGUGAGCCCCGGCUUUAGCGCGAGCGGAGCACUUUGGAGGGGGGGCAGCAGGAGGAGGAGGAGGAGGAGGAGGAGGCCGGCUCAGUGGGCGGAGCCGAGCCUGCGCAGUGUUGACUUGUGCUCGAGCGAGCUUCGCACUCAGGGGGUGGCCCGGCCAAGGAAAGAAACAAACUGCCAGGUAACGGCAUCUUCCGUUGUCCCCUCCCCCAUCAGGGAGGAGGGAGGAGGGGGCGGCGGCGACGUAGAAAGGAGUUGGCUGGUGGGGAAGCUUGUUUGUUGGGUGAUACGACGCGGGAGCGGAGAGUGGACGGGGCAGGAGAGGCUGCCGCCCCGCCCUUGUGACCCCUUCCUCUGCCUGAGGGGGGUGGAGGAGAGGGGACAUCAUCUGGGGCACAGAUUUAUUCCUCCACACGCCUCGUAAACCUCUUCACACGUACACACGUGAGCCUGGGUGUAUGUAGAGUGUUCUCAGGGCACCCGAUAGCGCUGAGGGUAGGCUUGGGAGGAUUCAUUUCACCACCAGAAACCAUAUAUAUUCGUUACAGCGCGGGAAAGGGCUGUCUCCCCCCUCAGGUCCUACUUACGAGUUUCCGAUAGGCAUUUCCUUGAUCCCUCUGUGAGAAAGGGCUGCUGGGCGAGGUGGGCCGCUAGCCUGAUCCAGCAGGGCAAGGGGCAUAGUUCUUCGUUGUGCCACAAGGUUUGUAUGCGGAAGGUUGCAGGUCGAGUCCCCAGGUAGGACUCCUCUGUCUGGAACCCCCAGAGAAGUCUGUACAAUCAGCAUGUACAGUACUGAACUAGGAGGACCAAUGUUCAGACUCUGCCUCUUUGUUCUGUAAAUACAUCAGGAACAUGAAAUCAGCGAGGCAAUAAAACCAUUAGGCAUACCAAGGUGUACAGAAGAAGCACAAGCCACUAUUUUAUCUGUCCCCACUGCAGAGGAUGUUGAAUUGGCCGUAUCUGAGGCAUUGUUUUGGGGAAGGAUAUCUGUAAGAAGCCGUCAGCUUUGUUUAUUAAAGAAUUUGUAUUCUGCUCUUCUGUGUUUCCCAUGCAUAAUACUAAAAUAGAAAAUAACCAAAUGGUGAUAAAAGCAACUGUUAAAAUACUGUAAAUCUAAAAACUUAGCAGGAUUAAAAAAAAGUUUCUGCCUGGUGCCAAAAGGACAGCAGUGUAUUUGUCAGGUGAGCCUUGGAAAGUAAUUAUGUGAACCGGAUGUCACCACUAAGAAGACACUCUCCCUGUUUGCUACUCACUAUCAGAGAGGUUUCUUCUCAGUAACUGGCCCUAGUUAAUUCAAAAUACAGCUGCUAGGCUGCUAACUGUUUUGUGAGUAGUUAAAGACAGUCCCACAUACAGUACAUUACAGCAAUCAAACAGAUGUCACAAACGAUAAUGUUUUAGAGCAGGCUUCCUCAACCUCGGCCCUCCAGAUGUUUUUGGCCUACAACUCCCAUGAUCCCUAGCUAGCAGGACCAGUGGUCAAGGAUGCUGGGAAUUGUAGUCUCAAAAUAUCUGGAGGGCUGAGGUUGAGGAAGCCUGUUUUAGAGCUAAACUGUAAUUAAGUUAGCAAGUCACUGAGAUAUGGCAUUCACGUAAGAUGUGAAAUUGCAGUGAAUAUAUGUUUCAUUAAAAUCGACCUAUUUGCCAGAGUUUUGGAGAAUAGACAUGUCUCACCAAUUUCUAGGAAUUGAAUUAUGGCAUUAGAGAUAUGUCUUAGGUAAAUUGGUAGAGAUAUUAAAACUAAUGUGCAAGAGCAAGGUUGAAACAUGGCUUCUUCAAAGGGAAGUUCUUUGCAAACUUUGAUAUCAAGAAUCAUAGUAACCAUAUAGAUAAGGGUUAUAUAGUAAAUUCCAUAUACCUGAACUUCCAAAAAGCUUUUGACAAAGUCUGUUACCAAAGGCUCAUGAGUACGCUUCACUAUCAGUAAUUGAAAGUUUAUUGAUGUAACUUGCAAGCCACUCUUCGUUGAAAACCGACUUGAUUGUAUUACACCUAUAGGAAUAACUUUCAAAACACCUCUCAUUGUUAAUACAUAUUCACUAGGGCCUGUGCCUGUGAUUCAAGAAAAAAAAAAAACCCUAUCAUGAUUUUAAAAGCAAAACUAAUAGUUCAUAAGAAUCAUCUUCAGAAAGGAGUCCCACAGAGUUCAGUGGAGCUUAUUCCCAAGUAAGUGAGUAUAGAUUUGCAGCCUAAGGAGGAUGUAAUUUAUCAAAAUGGACAUAGAUUUUAAAAAAUACUACAAGUAGGCAGUCCCUAAAUAAAUAGUAUAUUUGCUGUGUGAUUGUUUCUCCUACUCUUGUUAUAUUGUUUGUUGUUUAGAAAUAGAAUUUGUAGGGAGGCAAAUUGUUUCUGUCCACCAAUUGGCUCUCCCACCUUAAUUGCCCUUCUGAAACUGCUGUUUCUCCCCAAAGGUGCCAUUUGCUGUAGUACCACCUUUGAGGACAAAUAUCAGCAUUGAAGGGCAGAAUUUUCAGCAGCAAAGUGAUGUAGAGGGUCAAAAACCAUCCCUGCCUGUGCACUAUGAUCCUAAUCUGGAUCAAGUCCUUCACAGCUCCUACUUCUGAACAACAGCAAAAGAACCUAGGAGAAAAAAAUUCUCACAUUUAUUAAGCAUUUUUGUAUUUGGGGACAGGUGUUUAAUGUACUGGGGUUAUUUUGUCUAGCUUUCUUCAGCCAACCAUUUCUCUGUAGAUUAAAAGAAGAAAUGCCUUUGUUAUCAUGUGUUGUGGAAGUACACUAAAGGGAUAAUAUGAUUCAUGUGCAUCUAAAAGCUGACUAUUUUUAUAUUUUGUAGUGGUUUUUCUGGGGGAAUAAUUUAGCCUACAUGUGCUUCUGUACUUCUUGGAAGAAUGACAGAUGACAAAGAUGUACUUAGAGAUGUUUGGUUUGGGCGAAUACCAACUUGUUUUACCCUAUAUCAGGACGAGAUUACCGAAAGGGAAGCUGAACCUUACUAUGUAAGUAUUAUAAACACAUGUAGAACCAUCAUUUUGAUGUUUAGUAUUUGACUAUACUUGAGGAACAUACUGUGUUUCAUCAUCUUCUUGAUGCUGGAAAAAAUGAUAGAAAGAAAGAGGAGAUAAUGCUUGUUAAACAAAGAACUGUUAAGGGAGCUUCUUCCAGCUUUUCCAUUACAGAAAAUCCUUUGUGGCGGGAUGAAUUUCCAUGCUGUUAUUAACUUUGUAAAAUUAUUUGGAUGUUUUGGAAAUCUUAACAUUUGAAAUUUACAGCCUUAGUGCCCAUUAAAAAACAUUGCUUUUCCAUGUGUUUGGGGAAUUCUAGCCUAGAUGCUGCUAUGCCAUAAUCUGCUGCUGCUACAUUAGAUUGAUUCAACUUCUGUUCCCAAGAAAUAGCAGCAGCCUGAAAAAACAAGGGUGAAAUAUUUCCCCUAAGACUUCCAAAUACUCAGUAGGAAAACAAAGUCCUAAGCAUCCUGUUUAGAAGAAACUUCACUCUUUAAGCACAGUGUGCUUUAAUUUUCUUGAGGGUUAAUUGUCAUUGCAAGUCGUUUUCUCCUGUUUGGGCACAGUCCCAUUUGUCCAUAUGAGGAAUAUGUUUAUUAUGCUAAAAGAUCAUUUCUCUAUGAGACCCAAGAUUCUCUCUGAAGCCUUAUUUAAAUGGAACUUGUGAAGAAGCAGUGUUUUGCGGAAUAUACCUUGACCACUUUUCAAGCUGCAGUUCUUAGCACACUUACUUGAAUAAAAGUCCCUUUGAACUUAGUAGAACAUAACUUGCAUAUCAACAGCCCAGUACUAUUUAUGUUAUAAGUACUGCUCAUGUGACUGAAAAGCAAGUAAUAUUUUUAAUGUAACUUUUACAUGUGAUUCUUUUCAUAAAGAUGUGCUGUUUACCUUUCCUUUCAGCUGCUUUUACCCAGAAUAAGUUACUUGACACUGGUAACGGACAAAGUGAAAAAACAUUUUCAGAAGGUUAUGAGACAAGAGGAUAUUGUAGAAAUAUGGUUCGAAUAUGAAGGCACACCACUAAAAUGGUAAGUUAUUUAACUUUUUGAGUAUUUUAGAGUGUUAGCAUCUAUAUUUCCUGACUGCAUAUUGUUCUUGGGAAGCCUAAUCAAAUUGAAGUUGCCCUAUCAAAAUCUAAGAUUGUGGGCAACCUUUUUAAAAAAGAUAUUAAUUCCUCAGUGACGUCAAUAUACCAAAUAACAUUCUAUUUUGCACAAUUAGGAUUAAAGUGCUUUCCCUCUUGCUUUCUCAGUGCAUGCACAGAGUUCCAAUUGUGAGCCAUUCUGUCUCUGCGAGUACAAAAAUGAUGGUGAUCUCUUAGUUUCAGAUGUGUCCAACAUGAAACAUGGUCUCGGAGAAUUGCAUAAGCUUGAGAACCAGGGUUCUCCUUUCCAUUAAAUCAACUUGCAGUUUACAGGUGUAGAGCUGCUAUGGCCUUGUGCAGACAUAAUUCGCUCACUGCUGAAAUCAGGAGUGAACUAUGAGGAUUAAAAGCUCCAUGCCACCUUUGGAGCUCACAUUUCAUGGACCUGCCUUAAUUGGGCAUAAGUGUUGGUACUAACAGUUGAAUUGCAUGCUGUGUUCCAUCCUCACCCCAAUUUUAUUUUAUAUAUAUUUUUUUAAAAAAGCUGUAUUGGUUUUUCUAAUGGCACUCCACUUUACAGAAAUCCCAGGGUAUACAGUGAACAUACAGCAUAAGAAUACACAGCAGUUAGCAAUACUAAAGAGGCAACAGCUUCUGUCCGCUAUAUGUCUGCACAGCCUGGAAAGGACUGAUAAUGUAUUUAAGUCUGUUUGUUAGAACUGUUGCAAACAACGUAUAAUUGCAAGUAAUGUUCAGUGGUACCUCAGAAGUCGAAUAGAAUCUGUUCCGGAAGUUCGUUCGACUUCCAAAAUGUUCGGAAACCUAGGCUUGGCUUCCGAUUGGCUGCAGGAAGCUCCUGCAGUCAAUUGGAAGUUGUGUAAGCUGUGUCGGACAUUCGGUUUCCAAAGAACAUUUGGAAACUGGAACACUCACUUCCGGGUUUGCGGCAUUCGGGAGCCAAAACGUUAGACUCGCAAGGCGUUUGGGAUCCAAGGUACGACUGUGUAGUCACUAUUAACAGAAUGUUAGAUCUAGACAAGUCCAUCUUCAACAGGCCCUUAUUAGGUUUCAAUAAUACAAUACAAUAAUUAGGGUUAAGUUAAGUGUUGGUGGAGAUGUUAACUGCAAAGUCAAGGGUUCCUGCAUACUAAGUUUCAAAACUGUCUUAGUUACACAAAUGCUUGCAUAGUCACAAGUAGCUUGGUACAUCCCACCCCAAUUUACAUUCUUCUGAAGUAGAGAUCUGUUACCCACCUUAAUUACAUUUGAGGCCUUCAUACAGUGACAUCAAUUAUAAAUAAGCAAUACAAUUUGUUGGCCCUAAUUAGGAUUUUUAAACUAGAAGAUACUGAUAAUAGUUGGUGCACAUAAUGGGGUCCAAUGUGCCCAGGCUUUUGAGUGAGGAUCAUUGUGUUACUUUCAUGAAUAUGUGAUUGUUAGUUAGUGAUGUCUUCUAAAAUCAUGACCAUAAGUUUAAACAUCAGAAUUCUGCUAACUAAAAUACAGUACUUGAAAAUAAUCAUUGAUUGGUUUCUCUUUAAAAUGGACAUAGCCUUAACCUACAAGCGUGUUAAUAGCUCUUGAUAAUUAGAAUUCAAAACUUCCCCCAAUAGUUCUGUGAUAUUUGAAUUCUUUUAAGUUUGAUCAUACAUGGUAUUUACAAAGCAAUGACAUAGCAUUCAAGCUGAUGUUCUUAAAUUAAUAUUUGUCCACAAAUUGGUUUUUGUAUAAAAAAGUUGGAAAAUUUUAAAAUUAAUUAUGAUAGUGUAUUUAGUUGUAUCACUUUUCGAGUUUUUGAAUCCUCAAGCAGAUGUUCUGCAACUGCACACCACAUGCAUAUUAGAGAUGCCUAUUUUAAUUUUGCAUUAGGAACUUCCGUGGUUGAGGAAAUCAAGAUUAAACAUCUUCCAUAACAAACUGUUAUUCUCAGCAACUCAUGAGGAGUUUGUGGUUGCUUGACACCCACUCUUCCUUUUGCCUCUGGGAGAAAGUUUAUUACAUUUUUCUUCCUCUUGGCUCAAAUUCUAGUUUAGCAUAUCUGGCUCAUAAAGCACAUUCUUUAAAAGCUAAAAAACACUCUUCAGUGUUCCAUUUUACAUUUAAUAUCAUGAAGUGCCUGCAAACGUAUAACAAUGAUAUGGCUUAUUUAUCUUUAUCCUUCCUUCCCCAUGUCUCAGCCACCUACAUAUGGCUUGAAGGCUAAAGUUAAAAACUGAUGGCUCAAUGAUACUGUAAUAGUUUUUUUAUAUGUCUUGUACAAAAUAAAAACCAUUUAACCAUUUUCCCCAAAGCCCAGUUUUCAAAAUAAAACACAUGGUCUGUGAGGGCCAUUUAGUAUCUGAGAGGGUGCGGAAAGGAGGAGCAGGUUUGGCUUUGUUUGCAACAGUGUUCCUAGGCUGUGCCAUUUAUUCCUGCGGGUAAUGAACCACCCACAUCAAAUAAGUGUUUCGGUUUAAAGCAUUGUAGAUUUAAACAGGGAAAACAGUUAGAGAAAAAUGGGACUCCAUGUCGCCAUCUGGUGGCACAAUGUUAUAUCACACAUACAACGCAUAUAAAUCACUUUUUCUUUACCAGUCUAGCUGAGUCCCUAGAUAAAACAUAUGAAAUGGAGAGUGAUAUCCUUUCUCAUUAGCUCUAAAAUUAAUGGUGUGGUUAUAGGUCUUAAGGGCUUAUCUGCAAUAUUUAAAGCCAGGAAUGUUGUUAAUUGUGUUAAUUUCAGUAUCCCGAAGACAUGGGAAUUAAAAUCCCAGGGUUUAAAAACCACAAAGGUCUUGUAACAUGUUUUGAAAGACUAACAUAUAUUGUGGCAUUUUUACUUUAAGCUGUACAAAAUCAGUUAUUCUUUGAGAAGCCGAAAGAGGGUUUGCUUGGAGGUUGUUUUGCUAACUUCAAUUAAUGCUGCUACUUUUCUGGAAUUUGAAAAUAUGUACAGCGAGAUUCUCUAAUGUAUGCAUGCCCACUCAAGGUAAUUCCUAUUGAAUUCAGUGUGGCUUAUAGAUAAUUAGAUAUAGGAUUUCAACCAAAGUGACAUGCUACUUCCCAGGCUCUGAAAAGAGGGCUCUGAUAGAUUCUUUUUUUUAACACUGUGAUGAAAGAGCAACUAGUAGUAAUCAUGGGUAUUACAAAUUUCUGUAUCUAGUGGCCUCAGCAGUUUACUUAAAAGUUACUGCAUAAUGCUUACCUAACCAGCAGAUGGUGCUAAGUAACUACAUAUUGCAGCUUCGCACAUAUCUUGGCUUGUCCUGUCCUUCCAUUCAUAGAUAAUAAAACAAGUAAAAACUAUGAACUGUUUUGCUAGCCUGCAGUCAUUAAAGGGAACUUAUGCAGUAAAAUUAAUAUUUACACCCAGCUUUGGAAUUGAAUUCUAACCUGCAUUUUGUUGCAGUUAACUGUCAGCCACCACUUUAGACAUUUACUUUAACCCCUUGUAACUGGCUUGUGUGAGAGAAUCAUGGUUCUAUUUAUGGCCUAUGUGUGGAGUCUGACAGUGUUUAGAAAGAUUAUAUGAAGUUCGUACUCUUGUAAUAGUCUCGCAAUCCUCUACAAUCUCUAUGAAACAUCUGACAAAACACAUGCUUGCUGACAGAGUUAUAUUAUUGCAAAGUUGCAAGUGAGUGUGAAAUUUUCUCACCACUAUCAUAUAAAUAUUAUAUUGUCUUAUAAUUUUGUACAACUAUUUACCCUUUCUUUGCAGGGGGCAUUUACUCAUCAUGGGCUGCUCAGACUUAAUGUUGUAACAUUUGCUGAGAUACUUGUAAGCAGAAUAAAAGUUAGAUGAUUGAAGAGGUGAAAAAAGACUGUUACUAUAGAAAGCAUUUCAAAUAGUAUGUGGUUCAUACUUUCAGAGAGCCCCUGUCCCCACUUUGAAACUACUUACUACUUUCAGUUUCUGUCAGCAACAGCCUUGAAAUUUGACAAGAGCUACCAAACUGUCAGAACAUGAGUUUAGACAUGUGUUGGGAUUUUUAUUUGACCAGUUUCUGAAUAUAUUAAGGAAAAAUAAAUCCUCUGUAAAGUGGGCCUUUUCAGAAGAGUGGCCAUGUUAAUGUGAUGCAGCAGAAGUAACCUGAGAAAUAGGUCAGGUUCAGACAGUACAGUCUUACUGCAUAAAUGUAUGCAGAAUGAGAAUGGUAAAACUUUCACAACAAUAAUCAGUGAUAGCACAUCACCUUGCUGUUAACUUGGAUUAAGAACGCUGCAAACCCAGAAGUAGGUGUUUUGGUUUGUGAACUUUGUCUUGGAAGCAGAACAUGUUUCGCUUCCUGUUGAGUGUGUUCCAUUUGUAAAUUGAGUCCCCCGCUGCUAUGGGAAAGCACGCCUUGGUUUAAGAAUGCUUUGGUUUAAGAAUGGACUUCUGGAACGGAUUAAGUUCGUAAACCAUGGUACCACUGUAGUAGGAGAAAGCCAUUGUCUCUGUUAAGAAUUAAAUUUCUUGAUAAGUUGUAAUUCAGCAGUUUCACACUUGAGUUUUCUUUAAAGUUCCUUUGUCAAAGGUUGGCACCUUAAGGUUAAUAACGGCAUUCUGCUAAACUGAAAUGUUCUUCCGGUUUCUGGUUAAUCUCUCUGCUGAUGUCAGGAUGCUGGAAGAUAGCACAUAUAUUGGAAGAUGAAUGGGUGAAUGACACCUUGGUGUUGUGGCUGAUAUUAUUAGGUCCUGAAAUGCUGUUGUUUGAGUGGAUAUGGGAAGAGAUUCAGCAUCUGGGUUUGUUGCAGAGUAUGGUCUGUUAGGGUUUCCUGGAGUUCCUUGUGAAGAGCUGUUUAGGUUAGGGGCUGUCUGUAAGAAAGUACUGGCCUAUCAUUCAAGGCUUUGAGAAGAAAGCAUUAUUGCCCAGCAUGAGCUAUAGUUCUUUGAUACAUUGGAGUGAUUUCAACUAGGAGCUGGAAGUGGUGACAAGUGGUUUGUCAGUUUCUCUUCUACAUCUGCCCUAUAGUAGAAGAUUCCUGGAUGCUGGUCUAGUCCUGAUCUGUGUAUUCAUUUCUUUGGGUGUUCAGUUCUUUGAGUGUCGAUACUGUAGCCUAAAAAUUCUUAAGCAGGUCAGUAUAGAAACAGCUGAAUCACAGGGACCUGGCUAUAAAUAGUGGAUUUUGUAAUGUGUUCUAUCUGAAAGCAAGAUGCAUGUAGAUAUGUGUUGAUAUGGUGGUGCUUACAUUUCACCAUGUAGUGCACAGUAGUGUCCAGAAAGUGAAUGUACUGUAUGGAUUGUUCUAGGCUCAGGUGAAGGUGUGGUGAAAGUUGUUGAUCUGAAGACUGACUAAUUUAGAAAGAACCCUGUUUCAACAAGGCCUUAAAAUUAGAGGGAUUAUUAAUUCGUGUAUGUAGAGGAUACUAGCUUUCGCUAAAAAUGUAUGUGUGUUUGUCUUCUAUAAAUCUGUAUUUAUAAAUCCAGCAUUACCACCUGCAUAACUGAAAACUUGUAAGGGGACUUGCUGGGAUUUGAGUGGUAGCAAUAUUUUCAGAAGAUUAGGAGUAAGGAAAUAAAGAGUACAAAUGAGAAGAACUCUAGGUAGUGGCUUUGAUCAGCCUACUGCUUAUCUAUAUUUCUCUUACAUUAGCUCAUGGAAGACUGAGUCCAAUAAGACAGAAACAACCAAAUCAGUACUGGUUGUGUUUUACUAAAAAUCAGCAGAGCAAAUUUGUGGAGUGAUUUCUGACUAAAUGAUGCUGAAAAGCUAAUGGUGGGUCUGUUUCCACCAUGGCUGGAGUAGUAAUACUCUGUUUUCCUAUCUAUUCAUAGCUGAUUCGGCAUUACAGCACUCAUCUGUAUCUGGUGGCAAUUUAAUAGUGAAAUAUAAAUAUAUUCCACUUACCUGAUUAUAAUAGCUGAGAGAGCUUGAUGCUCCUGCUUCAAAAGUCCUGAAGUUUUAUUGAGUAGUAAAAUAUGUUAAUCUAGCUGCUCACUACAGUGGAAACCAUUUCUAUAAAAUACAUACAUUGGCAUUGCUACAGAAAUGGGAAAAAAUGCUCACACAACCCAAAUAGCAUAAGGGGACUUGCAAGAUGGCUCAGCCAGUGGUGCAGCCAUAACUGCUACUUAGACACAGGCCCCACUGUGGUAUAUAGACAGUUCUCUGCUACGGGGGAGUUGUUAUGACAUAGGCUAGAUGGAACUACAUUAGAGGCUGCCAUGGGCUGUUGCUUCCACUGAUUUUUCUUGCACCCCUGUCCAGCGAGAUUUCUUUUCACUGGCAAAGGGUGUCAUCCUUAUUGUGAUGGAAGCUAGCUGCAUUUGUCUAAAACCUCAAUGGAGAGCUGGUUAUUUCUGAGGUGGAGGAGCAUCCAUGUGACACACUUGCAUAUAUAAUUCCCUUUGUGAAAUGGAGUCAUGUGGACACCUUCAAAUCCUCUCUUAUCUCACAUCCCCCUUUUAUCUUGCUGAAUAGAUGCUGUUAGUAAGUUUAAAUGUCUGUUAUUCUAACAGAUUGCAUUAGGAAAGCAGGGGUGAUCAUUCAGUGAUUCCAAAGUAUUUAAUUUAUGUUUCCUGUAAGCAUGAUGUCAUAAUUAACUCUGAUUGCUUUGUUCCUGUGUCAUUCCCACGUCAGCUAGCCAAUAGGGAGUGGUUCAUGCUCAAGGCUGGUUGGCCUUUCAUUCCAGUUAAAACAGGUAUUUGUCUAUUAAGAGGAUCUGAAAUGGUAUUUAGAUGAUGUAGAGUUCUUUGCAUGCCAGAGAUACAAGCACAACUUCUUUUGCAGUGCUAGAAUACUUAAGAAGUUAUAGGCUGAUGUUUCCCUUCUUUGUUCUUGGUGAUGCAAGAUAUGCCUGAUGACUUUUUUAUUAUUAUGAAAGAUGGAAUGAAUUUAGGACAAGGAUCUUAGUGCUCACCUGGCUAAAACCAGAUGUGUAUGAAGUUUCAUGUUUAUUGUCUUAGUUAUGAACAUUUUUCCUUCCUGGUUUCUGAGUUUUGUACCAGGUAGACUUCUUAUAAGUUUGUGCCUGGGGAUUAAUUUCCACUCACCCUACAUAUGCCACUGCUUUGACCAUAAAGGUUAGAAUCAUUCCUAAAGAUGAAGGUUCAUUUUUCACAUAGUAUAACAAGGAGUUCUUGACUCCGUAAGAAAAAAUCUUUAAAGUUUUUCUGUGACCUAUUUAAUGAUGGUGUAUGGUGGGGGUAGCCUCCAAGUGUUGUUUUUCUAAAGGUCUGAACAGUUGCUAGAUGCUACCCCUCUACCUAUAUUCAGCUGAAGCCUCUUUUAAGCAGCUGCCUGCUCCACAUGCCUGCAGGAAGCAUAGCAGCAACAGGAGGAUUACUAUGUUUCUCCUCCCAUUGUCCCAUUUUCAAAAAGUUCUUCCAGCAGUUGCCUAUUCCACAUGACUGGUAGGCAGCAAAACAAGUAACAGGCAAUUCUUGCUAUUAUUCCCCAGCCAACAUUUUUUUUAAAAGUCACUCAAGUAUUUGCCUAUUCCAAAUUGCUCAGUCAGCAAAAGAAACAAGCAGAGCAGGAAAUGGGUGGAUCCUUCGCAUCUUCCCCUAAUUGCAUUUCCAUACUAGAAAAGACGGAACCUGUUGAAUUUCUGCCUGUCAUACAGCUGUUAAAGGCACAAGAGCCUUCAAUGCUACCCCUAACCCAAAGCCUAGGUUGCCAUCCUGUACCCAGCUGUAGGAGUAACCCUGUUAAAUACAUACAGACUUCUAAGUAGACUUGUAUGAGUGUCUGGCCUUUAGCACCUGCUCAGCCGGAGAUAUGGCUAAGCCUCUUUGCAAAGCCUUCACAUUUGCUUUUUUUUGGAGGGGGGAGGGGAGUCUUUAACACCCACCCACACUUGUUGUGUCAUAGUAUUUGCAGAAAAUAGCUACCUGAUUUCAGAAGACCCCACCAUAGGAAAAAAUGCAUCCAGGUUGUUAGAGGGAUAGGAAGGGCAAGCUACAGAGAUUAAGACAGAAGCAGGUAAACUGCACUAAAAGGAGAGGGAAAACAGCAGCUCUUUAGGACUGCAGGGAUUCCUACUACCUAGUGACCAAAAAAACUCACUUGUCAGUCACAGCUCUUAACUUCACUAGUUUGCUGAAAACACUUUACAGGUGGGAGCAGCCAGGCUGGCUCAUUUCACAGAAAUUGUUUAGAAGGGUGCAUGUACAUUUUGCCAAGGUGUUAUUCCUAGAAGGGCUUAAAGACUUACCUUAAAAAAAAUAAAAUGCCAUCUCAGAGUCUUGAACUGCUGAGCUAUCCAGUGAAGGCCUUCAUGUGUGUUGGGUUAGCAAACACCCGCUCCAAAGAAAGUUAUGCCACUCUAUCUUUUGCACCACGAUUGUAUGUAGGACUGAUUCACAGCAUAUUUUUUAUUCUGCAUCAAAUUCUCAGGUAAUGCUCUAUUCAUUAUAAUUCUCUAUUCUACUCAGAGUGCUUUUUGUCAGAUAGACAGACUAUAAAAUUAUAUAACACGUAACCAGCAUGUAUUUUUUCUUAAACUUUGCUAUAGUACUAUUGCUAUUGUCAUGCACAAUGGCUUCAACAAAGUUCUGUGAUGAAUGUAAAGAGGUUUGCUGAGAAAUGGCUUUUGUAUUUAACAGGCUUCUUUUGAAGGUUUGGGGAAAGUGCUUGCUUUUUAAUUUUUUAUAGAAACAAUCUUUUUUAAUGCAAAUUUUCAAGUAUGAAAUGGUCAUUUAUUUGUUUUUAAUGUUUUCUUUUGUUACUAGGCAUUAUCCUAUUGGUCUGCUUUUUGACCUUCAUGCUUCAAAUACAGCCCUUCCAUGGAACAUAACAGUACAUUUUAAGGUAUGUUUAUGGUGCAUCUUUUGAGUUGUUCAACACUUCAAAAGCAGAGGCAGCUCAUGUAAUCACAAUUUCUUAUAUGCUUGCGUGAAGGGGAAAGGGAAAGCACUAGCAGACAGCAAGUGAGGAUUGCUGGUUUUGCACCUGCUUUCUGUCACUUACAUUUGUCUUUUAGGUGAUUGCAUUCUUACUCUGCCAAUUUUUACUGUAUUUUAAUCCUGCCUGUUUGAGGGUUUGUUUUAUGUUGACUUGGUUUAAUGCUCUACAGCAGUGGUUCCCCAUUAGCUAAGUACUGUGGGGGCCCUGUUUUUCAAAAGCCAAGCCAUGGACCCCCUACUUUUGAAAAUUUUGAUAUCUCUCUGGUCAUUUUUGUUAUGUGAAUGGUGCCACAGACUCCCUAGGUGGGUUAUCUGGUCCCCCUGGCGUCCAUGGACCACCAAUUGGGAGCCACAUCUAUACAGUUCUAAAUGUAAAGAUCAAAUUGUUGUAAACCACCUUGAGGACCGUUUUUAUGGCAAAAAGGUAUAAAUGUAUAAAUGUAUACAAGUUUGCCUGUCAAGAAUUGCCUACCACUUUGUCCCUAUUUUCUUUCCCAUUUUGGCUUGUAUCCAUACCUGCUCUUCCAUAUACAAAAGGCCUCUUUCCAUUUGUGGUUAGGGACUGCAAUCCAGUAGAGGCCCCCACUACAGGAAGGCUUUUGCCACUUCCCCCUACAUCUCACCCCACACCCAGCAUUACCUCCAAUAGCAUUCUGGAAUGGCCCAGCUGCUGCUUACAGGAAUUCUGGAUCCAACCCCAUGAAUUUAGUUUAGCUUCACUGGAAUGCAGAAUGGGUUCUAAUCUGGAAGCCUUUCAAGCAGCCUCUCACAUGCUGACCAUUGUGUUUGCAUAGAGCAAGCAAGCCAGAGCCAUGAUCCACAGUAGCUCAAUUUGGCUUUCUGGCGGGGGGCGGCGGCGGGGAAACCUAUAUGUAUUAGAACACUUGACUUUUAUUUCUUUAUAAAUGCCUUCCGUAUAAGAUACCAGGUAGGUCUCUGAGUACAGUUUCUGAGCUAUGUGGAGAAUUUCUACUAAAGGCUAAAACCAAAAUAAUUCUAAUUUUACUGAUUCAAAAGCUAGUCUAUGUCUGCCUGCCUUGCCUGAGGAAGGGGAAAGGAGAACUAUAUUGACAUCUGCUUGAUGUUAUUACACAGGGUGCAGAAUGGAGAAGAGAAAUCUAGUAAAGCUAUUGCUUUCCUUUAACUAUACAGUGGUACCUCGGGUUACAUACGCUUCAUGUUACAUACACUUCAGGUUACAGACUCCGCUAACCCAGAAAUAGAGCUUCAGGUUAAGAACUUUGCUUCAGGAUGAGAAGAGAAAUGGUGCUCCAGCGGUGCGGCGGCACCGGGAGGCCCCAUUAGCUAAAGUGGUGCUUCAGGUUAAGAACAGCUUCAGGUUAAGAACGGACCUUCGGAACAAAGUAAGUACUUAACCUGAGUUACCACUGUAUUAGGAGUUGGAGCAUCGUACAUUUCCUAGUGCAAAGCAGCUUUAGUUGCACAGUUAAAGUUCUCUUAAACCCUUGGGAAUUAUUCACCAUGGUUUGUCUUGGUUGUUGCUCUAAAAUAAAAGUUGAAUUGAUAAACUGCUCGCCUUUGGAUGAUCAUAAUUUUGUACUUCUUUUAGAACUUUCCAGAAAAAGAUCUUUUACACUGUCCCUCAAAGGAUGCAAUUGAAGCCCACUUCAUGGCUUGUAUAAAAGAAGCAGAUGCCUUGAAACAUAAGAGUCAAGUUAUCAAUGAGAUGCAAAAAAAGGAUCAUAAGCAACUUUGGAUGGGAUUACAGAAUGGUAAGAAACAAUUUCGAAGUGAAGCAAUUAAGUCUUUGGCUCAGCUUGCAUACAACUCACUAUGAUUUGUUGUUGUAUGCUUGAGCUGAAAUAAUGUGGUAUGGAGAAAUAUUUUUCUUAACAUUUAGUUUCAUUUUCACAGAAUCUUGAUUUGUUAGAAACCAGGGAUCAUUGUUUUAUCACAAACUGAUUAGUUAAAACAGGCCACUUGAAUAAGUCAUGGUUUGAGUUUGGCUUGUUCUAAAGCAGACAGAGUUGUAUGCCAAGCCUGAGUCUGUAAAAGUGCAACUAAAGAGGAAAGGUCCUUUUCCCAAUUGCAUGGGAAAAGAGGAGAGGAGGAUGUAGCAUGAGAGCCCAAAGGUUUUAUGAAACUCAUUCCAGCUAAUGCAUGUAGCAGUAAACCAUGCUUUGUCACUGUGUGCAAGUGCAGUAUUUAUUUUAGCACACUGAGUUCAAUGAUUUUUUAAAUGAUAGCUUGUCAUUUUUCUUUUUUGAGUGGGUAAUGAUAAAUGCUUAUCUUAAGAUAAUUUUAGCUGAUUGUGAAUCAUAACUGAUACUUAAAAUGUCAAGUGUUUAAAAAAUGAGGUGUGGAUAUAGCUAGUGUUAUACAACUGAGAAGCUUUACCUUUUGGAUCUGCUUAGAGUUUAGUUGAUGGUUGUAUGACUAAAUGAUAUUUUCUAGCCCUUUUGUUUUAGGCACAGUGGUACCUCAGGUUACAGACACUUCAGGUUACAGACUCCGCUAACCCAGAAAUAGUACCUCGGGUUAAGAACUUUGCUUAAGGAUGAGAAUAGAAAUAGUGCAGCGGCAGCGCAGCAGCAGCGGGAGGCCCCAUUAGCUAAAGUGGUGCUUCAGGUUAAGAACAGUUUCAGGUUAAGAACAGACUUCGAGAAUGAAUUAAGUUCUUAACCCAAGUUACCACUGUAUUAGUGCUGUAUGUUAUUUAAAUACUAUCUAACCUUUUUCAUGUUAUUGGAUGUUGACACAGUUUCUCUUUGUUCAAGUGUUCAGAUGUGUGAUCUAUUUCAUGGAGGGUGGUAAAAGAAAAUCGUAAACUUUCCAUCACAGCAGUAGCCACACAUGGCAAUCUAGAUGUGAGAAGUUAACGUCCCUCAUUUGAUCCUGUUGAUUAGGAACCCAUGCAGGCAGUCUUGAGGAAGGGUUUUUGGAGUGCAUAAUAAUAGCUUUGCAGAAGACUAAAAAAAUCACAUAGGAUUGUGCUUUAUCAUGGAAAGUAUUCAAAGCAUUUAAUGGCAGAAAAAUAGAAAUGGGAACUUUUAAAGUUUUGUUUGUGUUCUUUAAUCAGUUUAUCAAAGAUUCUCUUCACUUACACUUCUACUUCAAAUCUUAAGAUUAUUUUGGCUUGUUUGGGACAACACUGUGGUUAUUCCAAUAUAAGAGGUUGCUUAGAAAUGUUGGUUGUAUAGGUUUCACUGUGUGUCAUUGGAAACUGCACCUGUGGAACCCAACAGAUAAUGUUUUGAAAGCUUUCAAAUCCUAAUUUUAUAUUUCAGGCCUUAGUAAAAGAGAAAUAAGAAAAACUUAUGAAACCAAGAGAACUUUUUAAAAUACAUGCUGUAUCUUUCAGUAUUGCUUUCAUUAUGGCUUUCAUUAUUGAUGGGAUGAUUUUAAACCUCUUUCUGAAACAAAAUUCAUGACCACAAAAAGAAAAGAGAGUAGCAGUUGUGAUAACUGCCUCAUAGUUAAUGAUACAUCUGCAAGUUGCUUUUUCUAUGAGACAUGCAUUUGUCGUCCUGCCCAUAACAACUUUGGGUUUAACUUAUAGUUGAUUUAAUAGUUUGAUUCAAUAAAGCUUCUGCAAGUAUCAUUCAAUACACUGCCAAAUGCUACUAUUCAAAUGGGGUGGGGUGGGGUGGGAUGUCAGAGCACCAUGUGGGCUGACAGUUUGAAUCCAGGACUGUGGCCAUGGCAGAAGAAGGAUCCUCUUGAAGUGUAAUGCUGGAAGCCCCUCUAUUGUAAGCUCAGUUUGUAUAUAUGUGUAAAUAAUUCAUUUAUCCUAAAGGCCCCACAAUCUCCAGUGUGCCUCAUUUCCAAAGGAAACACAAGCCCUGUAUAAGCCCCUGGACCUUGUACCGUUUGAGAUUGAAGUAGCAUGUAACAUUAGAAUCACAGAAUCACAGAUUUAUAGAGUUGGAAGGGAGCACAGGGGUCAUCUAGUCCAACUCCCUGCAAUUCUGAAAUCUUUCACCCAACAUGGGACUUGAACCCACAACCCUGAGAUUAAGAGUCUCAUGCUCUACCGAUUGAACUAUCCCUCAGGGCUCAGUGCAGCUUGUAAAUGAAGAAGCAUAUAAGAAAAAUGCACAAGUGUAAAAACACGUCCAGGAAUCACUCAAGAGAAAUGGCAAUUUUUGCUGAAGCGGCAAAAUGUCCAGGAAAACACAGACAUAUGUCAAGUAGGGGGAUUUUUUUUUUUUUUAAUUACUUUUGGGAGAAUGGCAACCCUAGUGCUUGGAUACUUCCAUUUUAUUUCUUUUCUGUAUUUCUGUAGGCAACUUGCAACAGUAAAAAAUAAUUAGAAAUUUUCUUAUGCCCUAUUCUAUAAAAACAUUGCAUAAGUAUAUUGUUUUCAUUUCCCCCCAGACAAAUUUGAUCAAUUUUGGGCUAUAAACCGAAAACUCAUGGAGUACCCUCCAGAAGAUAGUGGAUUUCGCUACAUCCCAUUUAGAAUAUAUCAGGUAAAGGAUAAUUUUUAAAAAAUCAUUUUUCACAUACAUGUUGCAUAGUCUUUUCUAUUUUAGAAAAGCUGACCAGUUCUUAUAUUUGUUGAGACCUUUUGCUGUGGGAAGAAGGAAGAGGCAAACAUGAAUAAAUGGUAUUAAACAGGGCAUAACUUUUGUUUAAGGAUCUGCCAUGCAUGCUUUUCUGUUCAGACCGUUUGAAGGUGUGGGUAACUCUAACCCCUACCUUUGAGCUGUUCAGGCAGACUGACAUAGAUGCCAGUUGCGAUAUGCCUCUGGUACCCAAGCUUAAGCCUGGGUUAUACCUGGUCAGAGGUAGCCCAUUCCCAUUGGAGGGAAAGGCAGGUGUAAAGUGGCUACUCCAUUGCCCCAGUUAGCUGUUACAGCUGCUGCAUCCUGCUAUCACCAUUGCCUCACCUGAUGAGGUGCCAUGUCAACACUCUUCUCUUGUGCAGCUAGCCUACCUGAUCUGUCUGCGUAGACAUCUGGCUUUUAUGUGCCUUGUUCCACAUCUCAGUCACACAAGACUUGGCAUACAUAGCCCUGUGUUAUAUCUGUUGCUUUCUUGCAACUCAGCAAUCUUCCCUUACCCUUUGCCACAGUGGUGAGAAGUGUUGUUAUUACCAUGUAAUAACAACUUCAGGAUUUAGUUCAAAUUAGAUAAUUUUAUUGUGUUUCUUUCCUCCUGUUAUAGAACAGUAGCAUGAAUAGUGUUUGUUUGGGGAAUGCAAUGUAAUAAGCUUAAUAACAAUAACAAUCUAAUAUUGAGACCUCCCCUCUCUCCCCAAAUUAAUCCAGCUUCUGCAGCACUAUUAAGUUUAAUAGGGCUCCUGAUCCUCUGAAGAGGCUUUUUUUUCAGAGUGGCAGCAAGUGAGGAGGAGGGGUCAGGAAACUUUCCUUCUAUGGGCUUCCUUAAGUUAACUUGUCUUACAACCCAGACCAUAGUCUCCAGCAAUCACAGUUUUAAAAGUUGGAUUCCAUCUACAGUCAUUAAGUACCCUGCGUCCCUACUUUACCAUGUCUGUUCUAAGUUUUCUAAGUUUUGUCUGUGUGAUCACUCUGCUAUCAUUGGUUCUACCAGCAUAUGAUACCAAAGAAGCUAAUGGCUAUAGCUGCAUAAUGUAAUUUAACCAACUUAAUUUUUCCUAUGCUGAUUAAUGCUUUUCCAUUCAAGAAGGAAGAAAAGCCAGAACUAUGUUCAUACACGUCAUUUUAGCUGCCUGCAUAAGCUUUGCUAUGCUAUGCCAAGGCAGUUGCAGUUUUCUAUAAACACUGCAACGAUUGUAAUUUGUGUUAGUUAUUGAAGGAAUACAAGAAAUUUGAACAAACUGCAAGUAAAAUUAAGGUUUUUUGGGUGGCAUCUUGAAGAAGGUGGGUAAGAGAUUCGUAAGCAGACUGUGUGGGAUACUCAGUCUAAACAUUUGCCAUAAUUUAUCCACAAUUCUUGAAAUAAUGCUGCUCUUAAUCAUGUAGGAGAUCAGAAAGUUACAUUUACUCCUUACAGCAUAUCCUGCCAAAUGAAAGGAUAUGAGGAAGACAUGGGUUGUUGCCCACAUAUGAUUAGGAAAAUUGUCCUUAAACUAUUUGUGACCAAAAUCUUUUCAGCAUUAUAUUGUCUAGACAAAAUUGUAAUAAACAUUACUGUAUAAAAAUAAAUAAGUCCUAACUUCAUUCCAGAUGUGUGUGUAAUUCUAAUGGCUGCCCUUAAUUCAACCACAGUCUUUGAGACAUUCAUAUUAUUUAGGUUAAGUAUCACUGACAUUACUUUGAUACUGUUGUAGACAUAAUGAUAACAUUUUAGGAAAUAACAGACCAUGACAACUAAAGGUUUCCGCUAUGGGUGUGCUACGUGUAUAGUUGUUUCAAAUUCCUUAAGAACUAUAUAAUUAUUAGCUUUCAGCAAAUCGUACUUUAAAGUGUGUGUGUUGUAUGCAAUUUAGUAUUUGCAGAUGACAUAAAAUCUGAUUAUUUCCAAUUGUUGGCAAAUACUAUAGCUGAAAUAGUUGAAAAUAUAAGCACAUUGCUAAGCUCAAGGGUUCAGUGCCACAAGAUGUGUCAAUAGCCACCAAUUUAGUGAUGUUAAAAGGGGGUUGGACAAAUUUAUAGAUGAUAAAAGUCUAUCACUGGCUAUAUUCUACCUCCAGGAAUCUUCUAAAUGCCUCAGCUGGACAGUGAGCCCUCAGAGUGCUGAAUACAGUAGAAAAGGGAUUAGGGGAGGUGAAAGACACAGUAUAGUUACAAUAUGUAUGUGUUUUCAGAAUAUGACUUGGUAUGAACCCAUGUGUAUGUAAAUCCUCUUUACCUGGAUUUCUGGGAGCAGGGUUCUUUUUUGAGGGGCAGGGGUUGCAUUAAGCUGUGAAGGUUUUGUUAUUUGGGAUUACGGUAGUUGUAGUAAUGGGCCUCUGUGGCACUUCAGAGUGAUUAUGUCUUGUAUUUCAAAUUGUAGCAAUAAAGAUUAUGGAGUAAUGUCUUACAGAAAUGUAUAUUGACAAAACUGCUUAUAACAUUUCAGUUGAGCAGCCAGCCUCUAGCAGUCAUUGCAACUAUGGAAAAUGUUUGAAUAAUUUUUUUAAAAAAAACCAAAAACAAAACACCCUUACCCCUCCCUAUCAACUUUGAUAGGCUCUUUUUGGAGUUGGAGAGAUGAUUAGGCAACACAUUUGGUGUGGGAUGUCAUGGUUCCACUUCAUCGCCUCAGUCAUUUUCACCAUAGUGCUGACAUUGCUACAGUGGUGGCAUGAUUGGUGUGAGAAGAUGGAGCUGUGUACCUUCUUGCUGCCCUCUAACAUCUCCACAAUGAGUUGUCGGGGUAUAUCAAUCUCAUCUUCAUCACUGUGACAGUGGGCUUCAUGCCCUUCAGCGUGCGAGAGAGAGAAGAAAGAACCCCCCCCCAUAUAUAGAUAUAUAUACACACACACACACACACACACACACACACACCUCUAUUUGAUGUCAUGAACUUGAGCAUGCCAAGCAGGUACUGACUGCAGGAAUUCACAGUGUGAAUGGGUAGAACAUUUAUUAACAUAACAAAAAUAAAAAUUAAUUUCUCUUUUAAUUUAAAAUAAGCUUUUUGGGAUUUUUUUUGUUAAAUUAUGAAAUACUUCUGUUAGAUUUAUUCUUUAGAGUCUUUUUUGGGGGGGGGAUGCAUGCUGAUAUGUCCAAAGAAGGACUACAGUUCUUAUACUGUUAAGCUGUUGACAUAUGGAAAUCAUAAUAUGGUUACAGUGUGGGUUCAACAUGUAAAGUAAUUUGCAGUGGUUUAAAUACAAUUAGAGAACCCAUUCUUUUAUGUAGAUGUAAAGACUAGUAAGUCUGUUGGCUUUCUUGAAUUAUAAUUUGUGGGUUGUGCUUUUUAUGUUAUGAUUACAUCCUGUAUAAACUGCUGGCUUAACUGGAUUUUAAACAAUGUAUGUAAGCCAAUGUCCUUACCAAUAAGACUUGGUAAUAUUUAGUUGAAGAUACCUGUGGACAAAGCUACAGGUAACUUGUAACUUGUGCAUGUUUAACUUACGGAGUUUCAACUUUACAUAGCCAGUUGAAAUCACACAGAUUAAAUGCACAGAAAGCAUAGAGUUCAACAGCUCUUUGUGCAGGGUUUCCAGGUGCAGAAAGAGAUUUUAAGCGCCCUGCCUUGCUUACCAGCAUAGCUGUCAACGUUUCCCUUUUUAAAAGGGAAAUUCCCUUAUUCCGAAUAGGAUUCCUCACAAGAAAAGGGAAAAGUUGACAGCUAUGGCUUACCAGGCUCUGGGAGGCUCUCAGGAGACCACAGAUAUCAUCCUGCAAAAUUUUGUCCCAGAGCACAGUAAGCAAGGCCGAGCGCUUAAAAGUGGUUUGCUUGUUUGGGAGGUGAGACCUAUUUGGCGCAUCAUCUCUGGAAGGUAAGAUUGCUCACAUGGGAGCUGUUCCAAGGGGAUGGAUUGACUACACCUUUUUGCAUAUACACACCAUCCCCAUAAUGUAACACCUGUUCAAGUUGCGAGUGACCUGUAUUAUAUAAUUAUGCAUAUUAGUUUAAGAUAACUCUGCUGUGUUUAACUACUACAUCUCUCCCAGUUUUUAAUUCUAGCUGAGACAUAAGUACAAAGUAGGUAAAAUUCUUAUGGCAAUAUUCAAUUCAAAAUGAAUUUAUUGCCCCACCUCACACAUGAAGUUUGAUGUGGUACAUGGCUGACCCAGAUGUAAUGCUAAACCAUAGAAAUGUCUUAUGAGAAUGAGCCACAGGUGGGCCUUGUGAUUGCUCCCUCCUCUGGGAUCACUACAAAGAGAAGGUUAGAACCUUUAACUUCUGUUCCUGAUUAACUCCCAGUAGCUGUGUUAUCAAACCCAGCAAACUGUAGUUUAAGAAGCUGGCUUGUUUCUACAAAACUGUAGUUGAUACUAACCAUAGUUUAGGGUUUGGACAUAAUGCUGAACUGUGAUUAGUUGGAAAUGGAGGCUUCCAGUCUACUUACAGCUUACUGGUGGGGCCAGAGUGCAAGCCUGAGGUUACCCUAUGCUCAUCCUUGUAAUGUUAAAGCAAGGUUUAGCAUUGCUUGAGAACCAUUCCAUAGACUUAUAUACAGCAGUUACUCUUUGCAAACUAGAGGAAAUUUAAGAGUAAAUGACACCUUUCCUCUGAUCACCAUCUUCAUCUUUCUUUCCUAUUGCCCAGUCCAACAUAUAUCAGCAUUAAAAUGUCAACUACUACUACUGUCAAUAAAAUUCCUGUGUAUAAAGUAUCAAAGAAAGUAAUAUAAAUUGAGUUUUAUAGAUUCUUGUAACGUGCAGAGCCAAUUUGUUUGCAGUAUUUCACAGUGAGCCUAUUUUAUCCAUUAUACUGAUGUAAGAUAGUUACAUAUAGAUGCUUAUUUGUUAAUUUUUUACUGUUACUGCCAGACCACAACUGAGCGACCUUUUAUACAGAAGUUGUUUCGUCCUGUCGCUGUAGAUGGACAGUUUCAUACACUGGGAGAUCUCCUAAAAGAAGUUUGCCCUGCUGCAAUUAAUCCUGAAGGUAUUAACUGAAAAUAUGAUAACUCUUGUGCUUUGUAGGCUCCAGGGAAAAUUAUUUUUGAUCAGCUGCUAUUUAAAUUAUUAUCUGGAUUGCUGUGUAGGAAAAUCAGUUACAGUCCUUUUUAAACAUACUUUACUAGCAGAGUUAAAGUUGUCUCAGUCUUUUGAGAUACAAAAGUUAAUUGAAAGACAAUUAUACUGAAAAUAUUCUACAAAAUGUAGAUGUAGCAAACCAUGCAUUUUUGAAUCUGCAAUAGUGCACCAUGUGUGAUAAAAAGAGUAGGGUUGCUUGAACUUAAUACUAGGCAUGUUGGGCAAUACUAUCUUGGCUGGGCAACCCUUAACUGUUGUAGAGUUGGGUUAAUUUAGAAUUAAGUUUGAAUAUUUUGAAAAUUAGGACAAUAGGUUAGCACCAUCAGUGGUUACUAAAAUGAUGCAGCCUAAGAUUUGCAUGCUAAGUAUAUCUAAUGUCUGGUUUUAAAGAAAGGUGCAUCAGAAAACCUAUUUUUCAAGAAUAUACUUACUCUGAUAAAUCUGCCCACUACUAGUGACAGUGGCAGACCUCAGUAAUACUCUCUCUUUGGACCUAUCAUUUAUCAGUUGGGCAAUUUCUUGGAUCAGAUAAUAGAUAUCUGCAGUGUCAUACAGUAUGAAGCACUUCUAGAUGGUGAUGUUGGCUUCAUUUUCACCUACCCACUCUUCAUGUUGUCAGAAUAGGACACUGCAUGGGUAUGAUGCCAUCAUUUCAGUCUGAAAUGUAUUCUGUAGCAAUGUUACUGUGUACGUAUUGCCACUAUUUCUCUCUAUCAGAAUAUUCCCUGUCCCUUGGGCUCACAACUUAAAUCAUUUUAUUCUGCCUAAAUUCAUUAAAUAUUUAAGUAGGCCAGGUAUACAUUGUAGGUGCUAUGAUUUUAUUCAUUUCUCACAGAUAGAAGCCCGGAAGAAGUUUAAAGUAUUAAGCUUUGUAUUUUUCUUAUAAACAGCACUCCCCUUCUGUUUGUGAUCAUGGGAUAAAAGCUCUCUAAGCUUGUAUAUGUACUUUUUUACUGCUACAUCAUGUAGUGUGCUCUUAAGAUUGAGAUCUCAUUCCCCAGGAAGCAGUUUCUGCCUAAGAUUAAUUGCCCUUUUAAAGUCAGUGUUUGAUGGAUUCCUUUUGGCUGGCUAUAUCCUGACUCAGUUUAACCCUCUUUGACCUGACCCCACCGACUAUUACCACAGGGUCUGAGGCAGAAAUCCUUCAGCAUGAUGUAUGCAGUGCAAACCCCAGGCAUGUGGUUCUUCACAGCUUGGAUUCAAUUAGCUGGAUUUUUACUGAUACACAGAAGUAAAAAUUGUGCUGUUAGAGCUAUUCAUGUUUUCAUAAUUUUGGGGGGACAGGGGCUAGGAGGGGGGACAGCAACAAUCCCCCUUUCUGUUAGUGGAUGGCUCUGCUGGACCCAAGGCCCUUCCAUGAUCACAAGGGAGCCAGUUGGAUUGUACCCUAUAUUUACACACAUCCAACCAUUCCAACUAGUAGACUCUGCCCACUAGGAUUUCCACCUUUGUUUCUGUCUUAAGAUGUUCCACUCAGGCCUGUUCUAAUUGCUUUUGUUAGUGGAGGUAUGUAAUAUAAAGAAUAGGGCUUUCUCGGUGGUGGUGCCCCAGCUUUUGAAAGCCCUCACUAAAGCAGUAUACCCAGUGUCUUUUCUGCGCUAGGUUAAGACAUUUUUAUUUACUAACAUAUUUUAAUUUGAAUAAUUGCUCAUUCUUCUAAUUAUCUCACAGUGUGCUUUGUAAUUUUUAAUUCUUUUAUUUGUUAUUUUUCUGUAUUAUUAUAAGUUUGUUUGUUUGUUUAUACCCCACCUUUUUCCCUGUCAGGGACUCAAGGUGGCCUACCAAUAAAAUAGAAACAGCUAAAAACAUAGGAGUUGCAUCAUUUAAAAACAAUUAAACAGUCAUAAAAUUAAAUCUAUAUAUAAAUAUUUAAAAUCUAUUAAAAAUAUACAGAGUAUUACAAUAAAAAGAGCAUGGCACCAGCCCUUUCAUUAAAAUCAGUCAGUUCCCAAAAGUGCUGGAAUAAGAAGGUAUUCAGCUGCCAGCAGAAGGACAACAAGGAGGGAGCCAGUUCAAACUUCUCUAAGGAGGGAGUUUGGGAGCAGCUGCCAAGAAGUGAAUUGUACUAGGUUUUAAUUAUUUUAUUAUCUACCUGGAAUCUUUUAAAAUGAAGGCCUAUAUAGAAAUGUUUAAAAUAACCCCCUCCCACUGUGCCUUGUGAAUUGUUAUUAUUUAAUUGUGAUUAAUGUGCACUUAUUUUGUAGUUCCACUCAAACCUAAGUAAACAUUCAUUUCACUGUAUGUACUUUGAGUAACACUUAGUUGAAUACAUGCAGUAGGUUGUAUCCAAUGGUUCCUGUGCAUGAAUGGAGAGACCCUUGUUUGCACAGUGGGGCUUCCUUUCCCCCCUGCUGUGUAGCCCACACCCCAGCAGAUUUUGGAGGUGGAGUGUGAAGGCAGCAAGGUGAGGAGAAGAAAAGUCCUGGUGAGAGAGCAGAAGCUUGCUCAUAUGACAUGAUUUCAUUCAAUUUACACGGUGGGAAGAACAGUAAAUCUAUUUCAUAGCCUUAUUAAAAUAAUAACCGUUGCAAAAAAAAAAAGACAAUGGUGCAUGAAUCAUUUUAUGAUUCAUAUAACAGAAUAUUUCAAUUUUUUAGAAUUAACUUUUCAUUUAUCAUGAGGGAUCAUUCAGUUAAAUAUGAAGUAGCAAGAUUAUAAUCAAAACUACAAAUCACGGAUUCUGCAGAAUUUCACUGUGUAAUGAAACCAAAUGCACUUUGCUUCAAACAUGUGUUUGCCUGUGAGUGUCUGAUAAGUGAUCUGUCUGUUUCAAAAUUAGAUGGUGAAAAGAAGAACCAAGUGGUGAUUCAUGGCAUAGAACCGAUGUUGGAAACGCCAGUACAGUGGCUAAGUGAACAUAUGAGUUAUCCUGAUAAUUUUCUUCACAUCAGUGUUAUCCCACAACCUGCAGAUUGAAGUGUCAACUGGUAUGCAUGAGGAUCAGCCUUUGAUUGGAGCAACAAAGUCAUCUUCAAGUUGUGUCAGGCUUGAUGAGGGUGACAUGACCAAAAACUUUUACUGCUGCAAGCCAAACAGGAAGAAAGAUCCAUCAUGUGAUAAGAGGAAUUGGACAGGCUAUAUUUUGCAUCACCCGUGUUUUCUCCACUGCUGUCAUUUAACUUCAGCUGUGACAUGAGAAACUUUAUAAGGCUGCUGUAAGACUUCUGUUUUCUUGUUAAAAAAUUGAAGCCGAAAGCAUGGGGAGUAAGUGGAAAUAAGUGCCACUUUGUAUUUCUUAAUAAUAAAUAAACAGGGGUAUUUUCUAAUGUUGCAAUGGCUUGUCUUUACAGUGAAAACACUGUUUUAUUCUAGAGAAGUAGACAAACAGUUGUAUAAAUAAUCACUUGCAGGAACCCAUUAUGAAAAGUUGAAACCAAGCUAAACUCCUUACUUUGGAGUAAUGUCUCUUAAAUUUUAUACUAGGAAAUUGAUUUUUUAAAAUAAUCAUCACAGUAUGUUUUGUAUUUCACAAAUUAUAUUCUGAUCAUAUUACUUGAAAUGAAGUCUUGGUGACUGCAGUAUAUGACUAAGUUUCAAGUAAUAUAUGAUUGGACUCUGUUGCAUAAUUGAUAUGGAGAUGGCCACUGAAUAUACUGAAAUGUAUGCCUUAUUCAAGCAAGUCCUAAGUCAGAAAAUAGUAUAAGAAAGCUUUAUUAGAAUAUAUUCUUAAAAAGACAAACAAAUAUAUUGACUCUUGUGAACAGCAGCAUGCUCCAUGUGAAGAUCUCCCUCAUGCCAGAUUAUCUGCACAGAUUGGAGGAUUUAGGGGGAUGGGUCUUAAAUUUUGUCUCAAGCUCCCAAAGAAUGAUUGAAGCAACAACCUCAACUGCUGGAAGCAGUGUUGUGCCACUUCCUAGCACUACUUUUCUGCUUUGUGGCAGCUCCAGCAAAGUAGUUCUGUGAAAUUGUCAUAAAACAAGAGAAAAUGAUACUGUGAUACUAGACUUGCCCUGCAUAAGUUAAGAGUUGAUAAUGCAGAGUUGGCUCUAGAUGAAAGGAUCUGGCAUUUUUUUGCCAAGACAGGGCUGCUGUCUAAUUCUUAAGGUUGAAGGCACUAUAAGAAAAGUUUUGCUCCGUGAAUCCUGCCCUCUUGCUGGCUAAGGAAGGUUUCUUCACCAAGGAUUCCAGCUGGAGCCCAUGCAAAGGGGGAAAUGGAAAGGCCUUGGAAGGAAAAAUAGAAUUUAAUAAAACCAAAAAGAAAUAAAUACAAAGAAAAAUGGGUAGAUGAACUGAUGUAUUUUACAAGAAGGAAAACGAAGACUACAAAGGAGGAUUCUACUUAAUACUAAUCUAACAGGAAACAAACUAACAGGAAAUAUGGGGUUAUUUUACAACUAAAUCAUUUUUAGAAGUAUGCCUGUAAAGCAUCUUUACAAAAUGCUGAAAAGACUGGAGUUUCCUUCUCACUGUUUUGCCUUGCACUUGUCCCAGCAUCCUUAAGAAAGAUGUGAUACUCUUAGGUAGAUAGGAAAUUUUUUUUGGUGUAAAGCAAGGCUGUGAAACCUGUGGCCUUCCAUAUAGUAAUGGGUCUCAGCUUCCAUCAGCCCCAGCUAGCAUGGUCCAUGGUCAGGUAUAAUGGGAGUUAGUCCAACAACACUCAAAGGGCCACAGGUUCCUCAACUCUGUCAAUAGUGGUCUAAUGUCUUUAAUCUCCUUUAGUAAAAUAAGCAACAAUCAGUGAAAGCUAGUUUGGUGUUACUCUGCUGAGAGAAGGAUUUGCUGACAGGGGAAUGGGGAAGGAGACAGUUAGUGGCAGUGCCUCCUCCAAUGUCUGUCCUGGUGAACCCCUAAGCCUUCGGGACAAAUUUGGUGAUGACAGGGAACUGCAAAGCUGAGAAUCAAUAAUAAAGGCCUCUCUCCCUGUUCUACUGGUGGAUGCCUUUUGUCAGCAAAGUGACCCCAACUGGAUUCCACUCAAUAAGUUGCCUUUUAGGCAAUGCCAAUUUUAUACUAAGCUCUUACAUAACUGUUUUGCCCUAUUCUGGACCAGCCUUCUAAACAUGUCUUUUUCCCUAAGGCCUUUAAGCUGUAACUUGAGUGUACAAAGCUUUCAAUGAAAUAAUGACAACUAAACUUUCCCUUUUUUUGUACCAAUGUUACUUCUUUUUUAACCCUUUCAAUGGCAAAUAUUAAGAAUUAGUAUUUUGUCAAAUAAAAUUUCAGUUCAACAGUUCUGCAAAAAUGACUUCAUAAUUGAUUAAAUGGAGCGGAAUGGAAAUAUGCAGCCUGUUGAAUCCUAUUCAAAUGUUUAUAGGCUGGUUUACGGAUUGCUUUACUCAUUUAUAAUAAUUAACAUUUAAGAUAAUUGAAGGAAAUAGUUGCUGGGCAUAAAACAACUGUUUUGAUGUGGAAUGCUUUGAUGAGUAGGGUGGGCUCCCUGCUUCAGAAUAUUAUUCUUCAGCAUAUGCAGGGCAUCUAAAACAGUGGAGGGGUGUGUGGAGCUUGUGUACUUAUGGCUGUAACCUCCCUUGUGCAGUUACUUUGCACAGAUUUUGAAUGCCUGAAGAAGCUUUGUGUCUAUUAGGCAGAUACUCCUGGAAACCAAACUUGUCUGUAUAAGCUAGCAACAGAAAGACAUUUCUAGUCCUUAAUUCAUACACCACACCAAACCAUUGUUUUUACUAAUCAUAGUUCAGGUGUUAAACAAUGAUUUAAGAGUUAAACACACAAUGGUCACAGCAUGGUUAUAAGCUGUUCAUUUGCUCUUAAUUUUAUAUUUGCUUAGCAUUAUUUUCAUUCUACAGAAUCUUCUGGAGUUGCAGUAAUUGAUGAGACUUGGUUUGUGAAUUCAGGCAUCACACGAAACUACAGCUAGCCCCAAAGAACUGUACUUAAAACAUGGUUUUUGAUUUAUUGUUUGCUUGCCAAUUUCAAAUGCUAAUUUGUCCAUUGAGAAAUGUAUCUCAGCUUCCUCAGCCAUGGUGGGAUGUGAUGCCUGAAUUUAAUCAAGCUUGCUUUUGUGUACUAUAGUCUUGAGUUUAGAUAUUCUAAUAAAGCAGAAAUGCAAGAAAAAACCAAGAAAAAAAAAGCAGUAGCUCACUUUUUCUGGCUAUAUCGUAGUGCCAGCUAUUCACUAAAUUAGAAGUAAGAAAUAGGAUGUAACACCCCUUCUGCUUCGGUGUCAUACCAAGGGCAAUUUAUUUGUUCCCUGUAGCCAUUCAGGGAAGAUUCUCCCAUGUAGUCUUGUUUGCAUCUUUAUGUGUCUAGUGUAAGCUUGAGAUGGCGUAUAUUUAGUUGUCCUGUUCCAAGCUGCAUCUGCAUAUAGGAAAAUGCUCUGCACCUGAUGGCGCAACCAAUGGAUGGUUGGUAGCUGAAUUAACGUGUGCACAAUCUCAUGAUUUAAGAAUGCUUUGGAGGAUAACAUCUGUUUUAAUGAGAUUAAAAGUGUGUGUCUCCUUCCAUCAUUUGCCUUAAAGUGUUUUGAACUAGUGAAAUUUGACUCUUUUAGGUUGGCAUUUUGCUUAGCAAAAAAUGCAGCUGCCUAUUCAUCAGAACAUAAAUGGAACUUUAUCCCAAAACCUGAGUCCUUCUAGAGCAUAGUUCUUGGAGUCCUCAGCAUGAUACUUUAAACCAGAGUAGCCAUAACUGAUGUCACUUAAUACAGUAGCUCAAGACAAAAAUCAAGUAGGCCAAUGUUGUGGUUCAAUUACAGCAUCCAAGUCUCUAGUGGUCACUUUCACCCUACACUAUACAACAGCGAAAUGAAAUUUAACUCGCAUAUACUCGUGAUCAUAUCUCAAACGUGAGAUAACAAAAGAGAUGGGGAAAUUCAAGCAGGUGCCAAUUCCUGAUAUAUUACACACACGCAUAUACACCCCCCUCCCCCGUUUUUUGGAGUAAGUAUAAAUACAUGUAAAGAGCAUGUUUUUUUCCCAAGAUCACUGUUAUUUUAAUUAUGUGCAUUAGAUUAGAAUAGCUGUACUAAUCUAAUCUAGUAUGCAUUUCAUCUCUGACAUACAUGUGAUGCACUGGUAAAGUGGCUAAUAAGGAAAAGUUACUUGGAUCACAGUCACUUCCCCCCAGGUCCACAUGCACAGCCUCCUAACGCAGUUCUUGAGCAGCAGCCCUACUUUUGCUGCCUGCUAGAAAUUCCUGUGGAACUCGGAAAAAAUGACAAAACCAUUUUGUGACAUGCCAUGCAGCUGUAGGCAGGGCCUCCUGUUUAAAAUGGACUUGAAGAAAAUUCCUACUAAAUGUAAACAAGUCCAGGAGAUAUCCAAAAGUAUUUUUGUUCUGUGAACCGCCUUGAGACCUCCGGGUAUAGGGCAGUAUAUAAAUUCAAUAAAUAAUAAUAGUAAAGUAGUGCAUAGGAUCGUAGUCACAGAGUAUAAAAACUGGGUGGUUUUGAACAUGUUAUUUCUUCAAAUGUAUGGCGACUUUUAUAUUAAGUUUGACCAAUACUCUCUGCAUUGUAAGCCUUCUGACAGGGCCUUGUUUAAAAUAAAUAAAUGCUGUCUUGCUGUGUCCUAACGCAACAAAAAUAAGGCCCUAUAAAUAAUAUGGUCUGGAAAUGGAAAAUUAAUAAUUACUUUAUCUGCUUGUUGUGCAAUUAAUGAAAGACUGCUAUUGAUAAUGAUAAAGCAAAGCACUGAGAGUCAUUGUACAAACAGGAAAAUGUAAAUACCAUUCUGCUGCCAUUGUAAUAAAAAGUACUUCCCCUAGGCCUC